Molecule: messenger RNA, 1149 nt
Organism: Gongylonema pulchrum
Lineage: Eukaryota; Metazoa; Nematoda; Chromadorea; Rhabditida; Gongylonematidae
Source: the annotation of a GenBank genome assembly
AUGGAUGUAUGGCUGGGGCAAAACUUUGAAAAAGGAGGAGUGGAUUUGGACGUGGAUUUAAAAGCAAUACGAAAUAUCGGUAUUAUUGCGCACAUUGAUGCCGGUAAAACAACAGUCACCGAGCGGCUACUGUACCUUGCUGGUGCAACAAAGUUCAUGGGCGAUGUUGAUUCCGGGACAACGGUAACAGAUUUUAUGGAAUUGGAACGUGAACGAGGGAUCACAAUACAAUCCGCAGCGAUCACACUGCUUUGGAGGAAGCACAGGAUCAAUUUGAUUGAUACACCUGGACAUGUCGACUUCACUUUAGAGGUAGAAAGGUGCUUACGAGUGCUGGAUGGAGCGGUCACUGUUCUGGAUGCAUCAGCAGGUGUGCAGGCACAAACAGUGACUGUAUGGCGUCAGGCCAUGAAAUAUCAAGUACCAUCAGUAUUUUUCGUCAAUAAAAUGGACAAGCCAUCGGCGAAUUUCAACAGAUCUGUUGAUUCUAUUGCCGAAAAAUUGGGUCUGAGAAAUCCCAUAGCUAUCUGUUUACCGAUCUGCACUAAAGGUGGAGGUUUUAUUGGAGUCUUGGACACGCUUAACAAACGUUAUUUGAACUUGAUGGAGCUGGAUGAAUUGAAUGAAUUCUUCGUUUCUUUCAGAUACGGACAAAUGAUGGACGGACGAGAAGAGAUGCUGUCAAAGUUGGCGGAUGUCGAUGAUCACUUUGCCGAAGUACUUUUGCAGUGUGACGGAAGUAGUAGCGCAUUGAAUGCAGAGGCAUUAAAUGCUCUACGCCGACUCACUUUAUCUCGUCAGGCAGUUCCGGUUGCUUGUGGUUCAGCCCUGAGAUGUGCGCAAAGUGUAAGUCCAAUUCUUGACUUGGUGGCCAGCUGUCUUCCUCAUCCAGCGGAAAGGCAUGAACUUAUCAGGAGAGUCUUUGAAAACAGUUUAAGCGCCUUGGUAUUUAAGAUUGGCCAUGACAAGCGGCGUGGCCAGUUGACGUAUGCACGCGUAUACACCGGUGAAAUGAAAAAUAUGAGUUCAAUAUACAAUGCAAGCAAGAAUGUAACGGAAAGUAAAUUCAGCGUCUAUAUUCCUCACAGCGACGAACUCCAGCCCACUGGGGCAGUAAAGUUGAGGACUUUUACGUUUGUUUGUUCGUAG